Gloeophyllum trabeum ATCC 11539 is the source of this 414-nucleotide messenger RNA. RefSeq lists its product as uncharacterized. Bases 1 to 414 code for a protein of 137 amino acids. The transcript is spliced from 2 exons. The record is from RefSeq and is a predicted model, not a curated record. NCBI's taxonomy places the organism in Eukaryota, Fungi, Basidiomycota, Agaricomycetes, Gloeophyllales, Gloeophyllaceae.
AUGGUUGCUCCUGGUGCAAAGCGCAAGACCCCUGCUCGUUCCCAGCGCAAUAAUCGCACACACCCAGCUCAGCAAACACCCACCGCGACGACGACUCCGACUGCGACGACGACGCCGACUGCGACGAUGACGCCGACCGCGACAACGACGCCGACCGCGACAACGACUCCAACUGCAACGAUGACUCCGAUGCCUGCCGCAACGCACACGCCCACUGCCGCUGCGGCCUCUGCCAAUCCAGCCGCGCAGAUAACUCCAUCCAUGAUCGCCGUGCCGGACGCGGCACCCCCCACUGCGGCGAUGACUGGCCCUCCGACCGCCGUAGCCCUCAUGGCGCCGAACAAUCCGGGUGGACCACAGCCCUAUGGCAGCGGUUACUCAGGUACCAUCGGUAGCAGCAGCACCGUCAACUAA